This is a messenger RNA of Jaculus jaculus (lesser Egyptian jerboa), 4918 nucleotides long. It is a transcript of the gene Slc25a51, whose product is annotated as solute carrier family 25 member 51. The transcript is spliced from 4 exons. NCBI's taxonomy places the organism in Eukaryota, Metazoa, Chordata, Mammalia, Rodentia, Dipodidae. The record is from RefSeq and is a predicted model, not a curated record. Bases 375 to 1268 code for a protein of 297 amino acids.
GGCUCGCUCGCCGGCCGUCCUGCGGGCGGGCGGCUCCGGGCGUGGGGCGGGCGCCCGCCGCCGAGGGGAAACCCAGUUAUUAAAAUUGAUUAUAGAAGAGCAAACCUGACAAGCCAAUAACAAUGGAAAAAAUUGGGAGAGUUACCAAAAAGCUGUCAUCCUUAACACCAGGCUUAGCUGGUGGCACAGGAUGCAACCUGAGGAGCAUCUAUACAUCUAAGUACUUCAGAAAAGAACAAUAAUAUAGUUCAGCCUUGUUGAGGACCUUCUGCACUCCAGACUACUCCUGAGUGCUUUCCAUGAUUAGCUCACUGAAUUGAGCCAGCCUAUGAGGCUAAGAGAGUCCUUCCUGAAUAAGAAAGGUCUUAAGCAACAUGAUGGAUUCAGAAGCUCAUGAGAAGAGAUCACGGAUCCUAACAUCUUCAAAACAAGAUCUGUCUCCUCACAUUACAAACGUUGGAGAAAUGAAGCAUUACUUGUGUGGCUGCUGCGCAGCUUUCAACAAUGUAGCGAUCACAUAUCCCAUUCAGAAGAUCCUCUUUCGGCAGCAGCUAUAUGGGCUCAAAACCCGGGAUGCAGUCCUGCAGUUGAGAAGGGAUGGAUUUCGAAACCUGUAUCGUGGAAUCCUCCCUCCAUUGAUGCAGAAAACCACUACCCUGGCCCUUAUGUUUGGUCUCUAUGAGGAUUUAUCUUGCCUUCUCCGGAAGCAUGUCAGUGCUCCUGAGUUUGUAACCUGUGGCGUGGCAGCAAUACUUGCAGGGACAACAGAAGCCAUUUUCACUCCAUUGGAAAGAGUUCAGACACUGCUUCAAGAUCAUAAGCAUCAUGACAAAUUCACAAACACUUACCAGGCUUUCCGGGCACUGAAAUGUCAUGGGAUUAGGGAAUAUUAUCGAGGCUUGGUGCCUAUUCUUUUCCGAAAUGGAUUUAGCAAUGCCCUUUUCUUUGGCCUUCGAGGACCUAUUAAGGAGCAUCUGCCUACGGCGACGACGCAUAGUGCUCAUCUGGUCAAUGACUUCAUCUGUGGAGGUCUUCUGGGUGCCAUGUUGGGAUUCUUGUUUUUUCCAGUUAAUGUUGUAAAGGCUCGAAUACAGUCUCAGAUUGGUGGGGAAUUUCAGUCCUUCUCCAAGGUUUUCAAAACCAUUUGGCUAGAGCGGGAUAGGAAGUUGGCGAAUCUUUUCAGAGGUGCUCAUCUGAAUUAUCAUCGGUCUCUAAUCUCUUGGGGAAUAAUCAAUGCAACUUAUGAGUUUUUAUUAAAGGUUACAUGACAAAGUCACUAGCAAAAUGUGAUUUAUCAGCUAAUUAGACCCAAGAAUGCAAUUUGGCUUUGUUCCUAAUUGGCCUAAAUACAUUGGUGUCAUUAAGUCAGCAAAUUAUGGACAAAGCAUCAACGAAAGCAGAAUGAACGUUUUCAGAAGGUAAUCGAAAGGUUUGUUUUGACCACUACCCAAGAGCUUUAGGCUGCUGCCUGGUAGCUAGCUGUGAGUCUCAGGGCAACCUAACAGCCAGGAUGUGAUCCUUUUUCCUCCUGGAAACAGUCUUUUGGCCUCUGUAUGGAAGCAUCCUGGCCCUGUGCAGCCCCAGCACGUGUUCUUGGGCCUUAGGACCCUUCAGGCACACUUCGUUCCUCUUAUUUACCGUGGUUUCUUUGCUUCCAGAGGCAGCUGCAGAAGGCAGUCUGUUAGACUGAGCACCCGUAAGACGAAGGAGCAGAACAGAGGAAAACCAGCUUGUUAGAGACAGGCAUUGCACAACAAAUUACUGCUGCUAGUUUUGAAAAGAAGCGCCUUGUUGGGUUAAUCAUCCGAAUUAUUUCUGUUUAGACUUAGUAGAAUCAAGCAGCUAAUAAAAGUUUUCAUUUUGCUUUUUUAGCUUUGAAAGUUUUCUGUUUAAUUCCGAAUGUGACUUUAAGCCUUUCCAAAAUAUCCUUGUGUUGAUUUUACUGAAUUCAUUGCCAAAAGAUGAGAGGACUUAACAUUCUGUUACAUGCUUCAUCUUGUUAAUUACAUAUAGAAUAGAUCAUAUCCUGUUUAGCUUGGCUUUGAAUUAAUGGUACCAACUUGAGAAGAAUAUCAUUGGGCAUUAUUUUCCCCCUUGAGUAGUAAUUUGUCAUAUUCAAGCACCCUGUUCUCUUGAAAUACACUGUUAAAAAAGCAAACACUUCCUGGUCUGGGAAGAUGUCUCACUGGUUAAAGGUGCUUGUUUGCAAAGCCUGCCAACCCAGGUUCAAUUCCUAAGCCAGAUUCAGAAAGUGUCUCUAGUAUCUGGUGCUUGCAGUAGAAAGAGGUCCUUGGCACACACACAACAUGUAUGUAGACAAAUUGGUUUAAAUACUUCCAUAAAGUUUUAUUUGGGGAAUUAUUGACAUAACCCCAAGUUUUCUUUUUUCCAGGUUUCUAAAUACCAUGGAGGGGGGAGAGAAGGCUCAGCAUAGAUUUUACUCCACAGUGUUAGUUGUCUUAUGUACUCUUGGAAAGAGACUUCUUUAGGAUUUUGACAUUUUGGAAAACCCAAUUUGCCAUUGUACCAUCAGAAGAAGAUAAGGACUGGAGAGAUAACUUAGCGGUUAAGGCGCUUGCCUGCAAAGUCUAAGACCCAGGUUCUAUUCUCCAAUACCCACAUGAAGCCAGGUGCACAAAGUGGAGUGUGUUCGCAGUGGCUUGAGCCCUGGAGCACCCCUCUAUCUCUGUCUCUCUGCUUAUGAAAAUGAAUAAAUAAAAAUAAAGAAGAUAAGAGCAUCUGAUCUAAGUAACAUUUUGAAUUCCAGAGAUUGGUACCAGCCAGGCAGCAUACUCAUCCCUUAUAACCUUAACUGACAAAAGCAUCUGAGGAAUCAGAUAAUAUUAGAGCAUUUUUUCAAGUAAACGUAACAUGACUCAUGCACCACUGAAUAAUGAAAUAACAUGAAUAUUAAAAAGCAGCCUGUAAAUAUUAGGUGUUCUGAUUGUUCAGAAAGUGGUAGGUUUUGUUGUUGUUUGUUUUGCGGUGCUAGGGAGUGAACCCAGGGCCUUGUACAUUCUAGGUGAGUACCACAAGGGUGCAUAUACCCCAUCCUUCACUCCCCUCCCCUGUUUUAAAGGUAGGUUUCUUACUAAUGGUUGCUUUUCAUCUUUCUGGGUAAUUGCACGCAAAUACGUAUGCAUACCAACCAAAAUGAAAUCAGGGCCUCAACUAGUAGUUUACAAGUAGUUUCUGGGCAGAAAAUCCAAAACAGUUAUUCACCUGUAAAUACAAUAUGGCUGGUUAAAUAAAGUGAACAUCUUCCAACUGAAAAAUGGAUUAAAGAACAUAUCAAGCAAUAGCAGCAGUAAUGGAGCUGAGUAGCUUUUGUAGGAAACAGCUUGAAAGUUUUCUAGGUACAGCAAGCAUUGCAGUGAUCAAGUCACAGAUGUGAGGAUUUCAGAAAGCAAUUUGACACCAGUGGGCUGCUGCGAUGGCUCACCUUAAAGGUGCAGCGUGCUUGCAAAGCCUGCUAGCCUUGAUUCAAAUUCCCCAGCCAGAUGCAAAAAGGGACUUAUAUGUCUGAUACUAGUUUGCAGCAGCAAGAGCCCCUGGUAUGCCAGUUUGACUAGUGUACUUUGCAUGUUGAAUCAAGAUUUGAAGGUAAUUCAGUUUCACACAUGAAAGAACACCUCGCUUCCUGAUGGUGUGUUCACAUAUGUGUGACCUUGAACAUCCACAAGCAUGUCUUGGUACCAAGCACUGGGUAAAUUAGCCAGGAAUUAUGACUGUUUCGGGAGUAUGUUUCAUUGGGCUCUCAGUGAUGUGGGGCUUGUUUUUAUCUUCACACUCCAUGCAGGUGAUAGAAAUUAAGUUGUAAAGCACUUUUAUGAACUAUUAGAACUAAAGAAAAAUGCUUUAGUUUUUGCUUUCUCAAAUAAAUGGCAUUUUAAGUUAAUUACUAAAAUUUUUUAUUGUUUUUAACUCAAACUGUUGCCACUCUUAACAGCUCUUGACAAAACUGCAAAUACAUUAUCAGAAAUGAUUUUUUGUUUAUAAACAAGUUUGACAAACAUUCAGAACUUGUAACCAACUUGCAAUGUCAAAAUGUGUAAUUAAGAAAUUCUGACAAAUGUAAUUUUUUUUAAGGAAAACAAUUGAACUAUCUGAACAGCUUUAAAAUUGGUCUUUCUGUUACAUGUGUGGCACACAGACGACUCAUGAGCACAGGACACUUAGCCUUGUGCCUUGUACUUCAUAUCUGAUGCUACCAGAAAUGUGUUAUGGAUUCUGUAUUUAACACACUUUCAGUGUAUGAGUUCUCAGGACUGCACCACAGUAAACACAGCCUUUAGAUGGUGGAAUCUUGUUUAAUUUGUGGUUGGGGACGAAGUUGGAUGUUUUUGUCUAAUAAUUAAUAUUCAUCUUAUGUUUGGAUAUAUAAUCACUUGCUAUCUGUUGUGGCCUGCACAAUAAAAUAGAGUUGUACAUACAGUCGUGCCUGAAUUUCCCAAGCUCAGUUACAGUGGGAAGACUCAGCCUAAGGCGGCGCAAACUUGUGAGGGAGGCAUAACAAGUAGUGAACGCCAGAGGUGGGAUCUAAAGGGCUUACUCUGGGUGAGCCUGUCAUUGACUUAGCACCAGUGCCGUGGAGAUGAAGCGCUGUACUGUGAGCGACAGCAGUCAGUGAAGGCUAGGCAGGUUGCAUUGGAAGUAAAGCACUCAGACUUGUUUUCUUUUAUAUUAAGGCAUUGUUUUCUCAUACAAACAAAUGCAGAGCAAAGACUUGAACUACAUUCUUGAUAAGCUUGAGGAUUUUUAGUUCUUAAUGCUCUUUUUGCUUAACAAAGUUUCACUAACAUGGUUAGACUGGAUUUUACUUGCUCUCUUGUGUUACAUGACAAUGGGUUUGAUAAAAAUCUGUUAAUGUUUUCUGUUUUUGAGUAAUUGGAAUAAAAUUUGUUUAAGUCCAUCCUAA